GGCCAGCGAGCAGGCCCGAGGAACGCGCGUUUGGCAGCAAGCGCAACAAGCGGUGAACGGACGAACGACAGGUGGACGAACGGCGGUGGACACUAACGGCGACCUCGAUGGACGGCUGCGGCGUGAACGACAACAGAGUGACGAACAGGAAGCACGUGGCUUCCGAGUUCUUCGACGGCUGCGACGAGUAGGGCAGGCGCGUGUGGGCGUACGCCCGAGUGGCUAGAGGAGCGACUACGGAACUGAGUCGUGCGCGUUCGACGUACACGUGUAUUUGUAGUUAGUCGGUGGUUGACACCGCGCUAGUUCAUCUAAAUAAAGUAGGUGUUGCUGCCAGUCGGGCACGCACCGGCGCAGUGUCUUACGCUUCGACACUGUCGGCCAUCCGGACUUUCGACCGCAUCAGCACGGUCGCGACCAAACCCCAAGCGUGUGGGGCACCAAACACGUUGCAUGGUGGUCAUACAGGGGUCUAGUGUACGUAUCCGACGCAGCCCUCGACUUACGAAGACACCCGAAGACGCUCAGAUGGCUCGGACGAAGGUCGUCAUGCAACCCACGACCCGUGCGACUCGGAAUCAGCCGGCUACUCAGACUCAGACGUCUGUUCCCGUGCCUACUGGAGGAUCGGAUCUGGCGCGACAAGACGGUCAGAACGCGAACGAGAACGAGGACGAAGAGAUGAAGGAGAACGAUCCGGGCGACGCAGACAACCCAAGCGACGAACGCAACGACCACGGCGCUGACGACACGCAGGACGCGCCACCCGACGAAGCGGCAACUAGCGGCAGCGGCGACGGCACAGCGAUGGCUCCCGUAGCGGCGCUGACCGCUGCACUGCAGCAGAUGGCAACGACGAUCGCAAGGAUUGAUGCGAGACUGGACCAGCUGAGCACCACAGUGGCCAACCCCGCGCCGUCCCCUGCGCCCGCGGACGCUGAUACGCAGACGGUGGGAACGACGAAUCCGUCGACACAGCAGGCACCGCCACCCGCCGCACCACGGGACCCCCCCCCAGCGGCUACAGCUCGGCAGGUGGCCUACCAGCCACGUGACGGCAACGACGACGAAGACGACAGCGAUGAUGACGACGACGACGGGUCUUCGAGCAGCUCCGACGACGACGACGAAUCUGACGACGGCCACGACGGUGGAGGACGCCGUGCCAGACGCCAACCCGUUACGAGGCCCGGUGAUCGAGACUUUCACCGCAACAGACGGCGAGCCAUUCGAGACUUGGACUUGCCAACCUUCUUACCGACACCACAGACAUCUGUGACGACGUGGAUCGCGCGCGUUGACCUGGCACUCGAAGGAGCACGACUAUCAGGACGGGGCGAAUGGACUGAUCAAGAACUGUAUUACAUCUUAGGCAAUAAGCUACAGGACAGCGCUGCCCGCUGGUGGGUCCAGCUGGAUCGUAAACUACGCGACCGUGAGCGAACGUGGACGAAGUUGAAGUCGUCAUUGCUGCGACGAUAUGGUGAGCGCCCGGAUAAAGCAAUGGCCGAGUGGCGUGUCGGCCAACGUAGGAUGAUGCCUGGAGAGACGUGCGCGGACUUUGCUGCUGCCCUUCGCGAUCUGUGUGGCAACAACCGAAUCCGGGAACGUGUGCUGCUCGCACAGGUCUACCGCAGUCUGGAUCGCACGACGAUAGUUCUCGUGAAGCAGCGUCCGAACCCGACGACACUGGAAGAAGCUGUGGACAAAGCAACGGAAAUUAGCGACCCAAUCGAUAACGUGGCGCAAGGCAUGGAAAACAUCGGACAAGCGUUCGUCACCGCACCCGAUACGUACGUCGUACCGGUGAAUGGGACUACUGGGCAGAUGGCGCUGAUCCCUGGCGUCGGGAGCACCAACAUGGCGGAAGAAGAGAAGUUGGCGUGCUUCACGAACUCGCGCGGCGUGUACAACAAGUACCUCGGGCUGUGGGAGGCACCGAAGGGACGUGUCUGGAACGGACACAUGUGGGCACCCGUACUGCGAAAACUAGUGAGACGGGCUGUCGCGGCUCAAUUGGACGAAGAGCUCUCGGCUCGCGAUGAGGGGCGAGCAGAGCGGUACGUGUGCACAGUGCGUCCAGCAAUGGCAGCGCUGCGUUACGUGCACAAGACGGAUGGAGAAGGCGGCGGCGUCGCGACGGUGAAGGAUUCGACGCCAACGGCGACAGCCACCCCUGCUCGUUUCGAGGAGGUGGCAGCCUCUGAGGAAGGCGGCAAGGCGGCAAAGCGGCAUACGGCGUGCAGUUCGCUGAGGAAGGCGCCGCAGAGACGACGGUGGCGAGCGUGA
Phytophthora sojae is the source of this 2289-nucleotide messenger RNA. RefSeq lists its product as hypothetical. Bases 454 to 2289 code for a protein of 611 amino acids. The record is from RefSeq and is a predicted model, not a curated record. NCBI's taxonomy places the organism in Eukaryota, Oomycota, Peronosporomycetes, Peronosporales, Peronosporaceae. The transcript has 2 exons.